Messenger RNA from Penicillium nucicola, 444 nucleotides. RefSeq lists its product as uncharacterized. The coding region runs from base 1 to 444 and encodes 147 amino acids. NCBI's taxonomy places the organism in Eukaryota, Fungi, Ascomycota, Eurotiomycetes, Eurotiales, Aspergillaceae. The record is from RefSeq and is a predicted model, not a curated record. The transcript is spliced from 2 exons.
AUGAAGUUCCAAUCAAUCUCUACCCUCGCCCUGGCUGUCGCCUCAACCACAUCGGCCGCACCGCACCAAGCCCGCGCUUUGAAGCCCCUUGAACUCGCAAAUAUCAGCGCAAGCAUCCCAUUCACAACAAUGCCCACAACUACCAUCUUUGGUUUCUCUCUGAAGGACCCGAAUACCAAUAUUGAAACCAAAUGUUCUUCUUACUGGUCAGUCGGCCAGGCUGGAAGCAAGUCUUACAACUGCACCAACAAUGCAUACCAGCUCAAGCUUUCUAGUGGAAUCUACAACAUUGAGGAAUUUGACUUUGGUGUUGCUCGGGCGGAUGGCUCUCUAAGUGGACGUUCAACUCUCAAAGGUGAAUCGUGGAAGUGUACGAAGGGGUCUGAAGAGCCUCUGGAGAGUUGUUACUGGGAUGGGGUCUUUCAACUUGAUGUUGCUAAGUAG